Molecule: messenger RNA, 3624 nt
Organism: Pseudozyma hubeiensis SY62
Lineage: Eukaryota; Fungi; Basidiomycota; Ustilaginomycetes; Ustilaginales; Ustilaginaceae
Exons: 1
Coding region: 1-3624 (1207 amino acids)
Source: RefSeq, a predicted model, not a curated record
AUGCAUAACGUCUCGCAAGUCGCCAGCACUUCCCGCACCACCAUCGACACCAUCGACACCGGACUUCCUGCUGCUGCAUCGGACAACAACGUCCACCCGAACGCUUCAAGUCAUGCUCAAUUCACAGACUGGAAGGAUCAGCGCCGCUGCCACUCGAUCCUAGCCGACUUUGAAUACUCUACAUCACCGGUCGAAGACCGACGCGAUCCACGCAGCUCCAACGCUCGCAUCGUCAUGCCCGUCUCUUCCAGUCAAUCCCACGUCGCCUCGGCUGGUGCAGCCCAUGACUUGCAUCCGAAUGAGACAGUCUCUCAGCAUGCGCCCUUGCAGCAUUCUCCAAGAGCUUCCACGGAGCCCGAAGCGCAAGCAUCUCCCCUCACCAUCGGCCCCGUGUCGCGAGCUCAGCAAAUCGAACAGGCGACCGGACCUCGCUCAGCACAGCUUCAGAGCUCGCUCUCCCAAUCCAGCCUGUCCAUGCCGCCGAGUCCGGAUCGUGGCAUCUCAGCAUCUCCUUCCUUUUCUGCCUUCGGAUAUGGUGCACAGUCUGCUUCCAUCUCGCAGCAUCGCCCAUCUUCUGCACAGAGCUCCGGUCUGAGCAACCAUGACGCAAGCGUUCGCACGUCGCAGAAUGUUUGUGCCGGCCUUUGUGCAGAUUCGAGCCAAGACGACGCUCUCCACGCUCAGGAUGCGGCCAUCGGCAGCACAGCCGAUGCUGCGGUGGAUCCCUCGCGGCCAUGGUCGAGGACGUCCUCGCUGCAAGCCAGCGAGCAGUCUGCGCUAGCUGUAUCGACACAGGAGGCUCUUCCGUCCAGGUCGGGCGCUUCGCAAGCUGCCUUUCUGCUUCAGCCGGUGCCUGCUGCCAAGCGCAGACGUAUCGAGGACGCUUCCGCAUCCAGCGGUGUGUCCAGACACUGCGACCUUGAGACGAUCGAUGAGGAUCGAAGAAGCAGCGAUGCUGGUCCUCGCUUCCCUUCACGGCAAGGUACAGUCUCCGUCGGCAAUGGCAAACCUAUCAAGGGCUUCAGUGCUAUCCACGCGCUGCAAAGCUCAUCGUCUCAGUCCGCGGGUCAGAACGCUUCGUCGCACCCUUCCACUCGCGCAAUCCGAGCGUUGACGUCAAAGCGCCAGACGAAUGCUGCUGUGUCCGGAGCGAGCUCUAGAGCGGGCGCAGCACCGAGUGAUGGGUCUGCUGGCGUUCAACGCAGCUCUCACUUUGACAAUGUACCUGCCCUCCCGUCCAUGGCUCCUCCGCGCAAGCACCAUGCGACCUUCUCGCGCAGGAUGCCACGCCUUGUUCGUGCUCAGAGCGUCCCAAAUUUGCGUGCCAAGGCGACGCUCGACAUCCAUGCCCCAUCGCAUCAUCGUCUCGCAAUCCCGAGCCACUGGGCCAGUUACGUAUCGUCGCACGCCCGACAAGGUCGUGAAGGUGCCAUCAUCUCCGCCAGGAGCAGCAACACGAGGUCCAAAGGGUUUCCUUUCAACGUCGCUCACCAUUCCGCUGGCACCGGCAGCUCGCGCUCGCGUUCAACAUUCACACCUACCCUGCAUCCACCCAUUACGCGCCACACGUUGCGCGAGCUUGACCUCUUCGAGAUUCUCAAGAACCCACAGCUUCGCCACGAUGUCGUCUUCGACCCCAACGUCCAGUUCCGUCCCAAUUUUGACGGAGAGCGCGGUCGACGCAAGCGCGAGGCGGGAGAACGGUACUGGACUGCGGUGGUACGUGAGAUCGAGACGGGAUGCACCUGCACCGCCUUCUCUCACGGUCAGCUCCUGUCGUGCACUUGCAAGGCGAAGAAGAGCCUGCGUCAGAUGAAUGGUGCCGGUACGCAAGAGGCUGCCAAACCCUUGCAGCAGUCGCGCAUUCCUUCGCGCAUCCCUUUGUUGGUGCAGGAGCUCCGCACCAUUUGUCUGUCCAUCCUGCCAUCCAACUAUCCGGUAGAUGCGGCGGCGGCCGACACCGAGGACGCAGCGGCAGAGCAACCCAAGACGGCAGAAGGCAGUGCAUCAGACGGGGUUGCCCCGUCAUUGCCGCAAAAGUCGACCGUCUCGAUAGGCUCUUCGACACCGUGGACAACCACGCACCACCAACUCAUUGCGCAGACGCUGGACCCUCACCUGAUCUCUCAAGAGCUGCAACACUGCGUGCUUGACGUGCCCUCCUUGGUCACCUUCAUGGGUUCCAUCCUCAAGCUGCAUUGCGCACCGAUGCGCGACGAGGCCAUCGAAAAGAUGGUGGAGGUGGUAUGCGUCGACCGCAACAUUGGCAAGGGCCUUCGACUCUGCUUCGAGAUCCUUGAGCUCAUGAAGCUUGAUAUUGCCAACCACCAGCUGCGAUCCGCUCGUCCUUUCCUGGUAGAAACGGCGGUCGACUUUGAGACGCGUUGGUUCAAGGAACAGAUCGAGCAGGGCAAGAUGUCGCUGGACAAGACGACCGCCUGGAUUCAGCAAGCACUGGCCUCGUCCUCUUCCGCAGACGCCGACGCUUCGCGCAACGACGUGGUCAAGGCGUUCAACCAAGGCAUGGUUCAACUCAUCUUUGAUGUGCCUGGAUCGCUUCCGUUGGUGUCGCCAGUAGCGACGCCGGUUGGUUCGCCUUCGUCGUCGUCUUUGAACCACACGUUUGCUUCCCACUAUCCCGAGACCCUCCAAUUUGAUGCAUACAGGAUGAUGACGUUUCACAACGACGUGUCGGAUCUCACCAUCGUCUACAUGCUACUGUUGCUCUUCCGACAGCUUUGCGGUACGCCGCUCGACGAUGGCGGAGCGCUUCCUCCGUCGGUCAGCAGCAUCAUGCAGGACCAGCUCAAGGGCAUCAAGAGCGAGAUCUGGUGUUUGGUGAAUGAUGCCAAUCUGUGCCUUUCCAGCACGAGCGUCCUCCCUCCAACGCCAACAGGGACCAGCGGUCCGACUCCGAGUGCUUCUGAGAAACUCUUCCUUGGUAGCGCCGGCAGUUUCGCCAAGCUGGAUCAGCCGCGAUGGCGUCGCGCGAUGCAAAACGUGCUGCUCCAAGUGGCCGCGCGUGCAGGUUCGGUGCAGGCGGCUGCUCGAGCCGGGCUAUCCGACCCUAGCACAGUCAAGGCUGCAGCGCCUUCGGCGUCGACUCAGAAGCUGCUCAACGCAUGGAUGGAUACAAAUUUGCGCAGCGGUUCGGCGCUGCACAAGAUCUGCCAAACGCGUCUGCGCGACGUUGUUCAGGGCAUGCUGGGAGACAAGGUUGGCAACGGAUUGCAGCCUACAAAAAGUUCGGUGCCUUGCGCUUCGGCUGUGGCCGCGAGCAGCUCGAACGGUGAGUCUGAUCGACUCAAGCAGAAGCGCGCCGUCCCGUCCGAGCUGCGAGAGGGCAAGGACGCCGAUCUGACGCCCACAAAGAGGCUUCGAAGCGAUGCCUCUUCCAUGACACCGUCGUCGUCGUCGUCCGACGCCGCUUCGACUGCAAGCGCGGUGUCGCCAUGGGUUGCAACCAUGACGCGGGCCGGUCUGGACCCGUUUGCUGCCGAGAUCCGUCUGCUCUCGGAUCGCAUCGCCAAAGUGGCGAUCUUCCAUCUGCGCGUGUUUCGCAACCUGUACGAAGGGAUCGAGUCGGGCCGCCACAAGUCUGUAGGCGGCACCCAACGACCCUGA